AUUAUCAUCUUCAUUUAUUGAGAUUACAAUUUAAUCUUCUCAACCUCUUCAAUGUAAUCAAUUCAUUCAUUUACUUCUGUUUAUAGUGUUGACAUUACAGCUGAUUGUUGAUGUUAUUUAAUUUUCUGUUUGCUCUUCUGUGAUUCACUUGAUACAAAUUACAAUCAAAUUGAUUGUUAAUUUAUUACCAAAUGGAAUAUAAUUUUUUCUUCAUUUUGUGAGAAUCAACUUUAAUUAUUAUCUAAUUGUUUACAUGGUAAGUGCAUCAUUGAGAGUACAUUUAUUUUAUUCAAUGAGACUCAGACGAUUGGUGUUUAUAUUCAACGAGGAAAUCAUAUUACAUCCUGCUGAUGAUUUGAUAACAUGAAGGGAAAUCAUAAUCAAGAACAAAGUUGAUCUCAUUUCAAUCUAAUUAGCAGAAUAAUUAUCACUAUCAUGGUGAUUCAGUUGUAAAGCAAUCCACUCAAUUUCAUAUUAAGCAUCCAAGAUUCAAAAACAAUCUUACUUGAUAUUUGACAAAGGAAAUUACAAGAUACUUACAACGAGAUUACAUUAAUCAUAUUAUCAAAAAAUAAAGAUUAACAAUCAUGUCUUCAGUUGAACCUUCACCAGUUUUAUUGGUAAUUGGAUCUAAUAGAGAUGAAGAAUAUAUUGAAUGGCUUGGUAACCAAUGGUCUUUCAUAUUCCAAAAGAUAAUUGGCAUGCAAAGAUGGUUUCAGUAUCGUCAACAAUUAAAUUUAAUUGCUCCACUUUCCUAUUACAUGGUAACCACAUUGUCAGGCCUUCAAACAUUGGGUGAAGAGUAUACAUCGUUAAUUCAAAUUGAUGGUUCAAAUAAGAUUGGUUUUCGUGUUCCAUCAAAGUUACGUCGAGUAAUUAUGAUUGGAAUCAACUGUAUUUAUCCUUUAAUCACUGGUACAAUUAUUCCUAAAUUAAUGAGAAAUUCUGAAGAAUGGGAAAAAGACUCGGUGUUAUUUAUGAUGGAAAAGUUACAACACAUUAACCUUAUUCUUUUCUACAUAUUUGGUAGUUUUUACCAAUUUUCCAAGAGAAUCUCAAAUAUUAAAUACGCAACUCACACUCAAUUAACGGAAGACUAUCGAAGAUUUUACCGAUUACUUGGAAUUUUAUCAACAUUGGAAUUUGGUUUAUCCAUGAUGAUCACUUAUCGGAUUAAAAAAUAUGAAAAAGAAAAGGUUAACCAACAAAACCUUCAAUCAAUCGAAGGUUCACCAAAUGGUGUUCGAUGUUCACUUUGUUGGUCAACCAGGAAGGAAACAACAUCUACACCUUGUGGUCAUCUUUUCUGUUGGACUUGCAUUUGUCAAUGGAUUGAAAUUAAGAAAUUCUGUCCAAUCUGUCGAACUCAAAUUGAUAGCGGAAGUAAAUUGGUUUAUCUACACAACUAUUAACUAUCAACCAGUGAAAAAGCUUUAGUAUAUAUUUGGAUACCAAUUGAGGACAAUCAAAAAACAUAAAAACUUAUUAAAUUGUGAUAUUUAUUUUUCGUUCACGGAUUUGUAAUAGUUGAACAAAAGUGCUCUCUCUUAAACUCUAAGUAAAACGGUAUAACGGAUAAA
Molecule: messenger RNA, 1580 nt
Organism: Panonychus citri (citrus red mite)
Lineage: Eukaryota; Metazoa; Arthropoda; Arachnida; Trombidiformes; Tetranychidae
Product: peroxisome biogenesis factor 10-like
Exons: 3
Coding region: 588-1412 (274 amino acids)
Biological process (GO): protein import into peroxisome matrix
Cellular component (GO): peroxisomal membrane
Molecular function (GO): zinc ion binding
Source: RefSeq, a predicted model, not a curated record